AUGAACGGAUCAAGCAGCAUCGUUUCGCAAAACUCUUUGCUUAUGUCUGCCACCAAUGAUAGUGCACAGGGGUCUAAGACAAUUACAGUAACAAAUAUUGUUGCUACAACAUCUAAAGAAAAUGAUCGGGAAAAUUCGGAGGAUUUUUAUGAUCUCAAAGGAAAAGUUGAGUCCCGACUAUUAUCAAUGUGGAAUAACAUGAAGUUUGGAUGGACUGUUAAGUUAAAAACCAAUUUCUCUAAGGAAUCACCAGUUUGGCUUCUAGGCCGUUGUUAUCAUCGAAAACUUAGUCCUAGUGGAUCAUUGGAGUCAUCAACUGAAAUCGGUACAGAGGCUACAGCAAGUGAAGCUGUAGGACAGAUAUAUGGAGAAGGUAUAGAGGGUUUUAAAUCUGAUUUUAUAAGUAGAGUCUGGAUGACCUAUAGAAGAGAAUUCCCUCUUAUGUCUGGUUCUACAUUUACAACUGAUUGUGGAUGGGGAUGUAUGUUAAGAAGUGGGCAAAUGAUGUUAGCACAGGCAUUAGUAUGCCAUUUCUUAGGGCGCUCAUGGAGAUGGACACCAGACAAACCUAUUCAAAAUGCUAGAGAGUUUCAGGAAGAUUGCUUGCAUCGUAUGAUUAUUAAAUGGUUUGGUGACAAAUCAUCUGUAAAUAGCCCCCUUUCAAUACACCAAAUGGUAAUGUUAGGGGAAGCUUUAGGAAAGAAGCCUGGUGACUGGUAUGGCCCAGCAUCUGUAGCUCAUUGUUUGAAAGCAGUGAUGGGUGCGGCAUCGAAAGAAAAUUAUGAAUUUGAUAAGUUAGAUGUUUAUGUAGCUCAAGAUUCUACUGUGUAUAUUCAAGAUAUUUAUUCGCAAUGUAAAUUACCAAAUAGUUCUUGGAAGUCUUUGAUUCUUCUAGUACCUGUUAAGCUAGGAUCAGAAAAGUUUAAUCCUAUUUAUGGAUCAUGUUUAACAUCAUUACUAACAUUGGACUUUUGCAUUGGCAUAAUAGGUGGACGACCAAAGCAUUCACUUUACUUCGUUGGAUACCAAGAUGACAGGCUUAUUCAUUUAGACCCACAUUAUUGCCAGGAAAUGGUUGAUGUGUGGCAACCCAACUUUUCUCUUCAAAGCUUUCACUGUAGAUCUCCAAGAAAGAUGCCUUUAAUAAAAAUGGACCCCUCAUGUUGUAUAGGUUUUUACCUAGCAACACAUAAUGACUUUGAGACAUUUAUAAAUAUUAUUGGUUCUUUUCUAAUACCACAAGGUGUUUCAUCGAACAAUGAGUACCCAAUCUUUACAUUACACAAUGGUUCUCAUAGCAGUGUUAUGAAUCCACCAAACAUACGAUAUUCUAUUUACGAGAAUGAGAAAAAUUGGGUUGCCCCUGUACAGGAUAGUGAUACAGAUCUAGAAUCUGAAGAAUUUGUAUUAAUUUAA
Molecule: messenger RNA, 1416 nt
Organism: Leptosia nina
Lineage: Eukaryota; Metazoa; Arthropoda; Insecta; Lepidoptera; Pieridae
Source: the annotation of a GenBank genome assembly